AUGGUAUAUAUCACGGAUAAUUGUUGUAAGCCAUGUAAUUGCGACCGAGAAACGUGCCUGAAAACAAGAAGUUGCUGUCCUGACGUUCUGCCGAACAAUUAUCUAGAAUACACAGGAAUCGUUGCGGACAUUUAUGAAGAAAGCGAAAGUCCAAUGCGUGUGGAGAAUACUGUUGAGGAAAUACCCAUGUGCGAACCAACACGUUUGAUUCCCAAAGGCGCUGUGGAUGAAACCAACUAUUACAUGAUCUCAACAUGCCCUAGAGUCACAGUGGCGGGACUUCGUAUGAACUGCACACGCACAUACACUAAAGAAUUGCAAGAAUUCACAGACUUUCUCCCCGUGUAUUCACAUAGCACAUUAUCUGUUUAUAGAAAUAAAUAUUGCGCACUUUGCAACGGCGUUCAACAAAAAGAUAUAAAAUUUUGGAAACUUAUGCUCAAAUGUGGAAAAGAUAUGUAUAAAGAUAUUAACAGUCAGUCCGAAGUUAUUAGUUUGGUAUUUGCAGACACAGUAUGUGAUCUACACUACCAGAAACCAUAUUUGAAUGGUCUAAAUACAGUACAAUGUGAAAGUUCUAUUUCACGAUGUAACGUGACCGGGAAUUGGAACCAGUACGAUCCAGAUAUAGAAGCGGGCUGUUUGAUUUAUCGUUCCGAAUUCUUUUACAUGGAUAAAAAGUACCAAAAUAUAUUCUGCGUGUUAUGCAAUGCUGAAAUUCCUGGUACCAACAAAUGCUUCUACGGAGAAGAAGGACCACCUUGGAGUCAGGAUAAAUUGUCCUUCUCUGGCCUUCUCAAGUUAGAGUUAACACCUGCUAGCCGUCAUGAGGAUAGAGAUUUGGCUUCUACGCAUUCAAAAUGCUCAGUUGAUCAGAUAUUCAAUCCAGUGACGAAAAAUUGCGCUGAACUUCAUUGUCAUGAAUUGUCAGCUCUUCAGAAUGGACAAUGUUUAAAUAAAUUUGAAUAUAUUAUAGAUGACGUUAUGUACAUAAUCAGUCUUCAGUUGGAAAGUGUAGAAAAUAUCACAAUUGGAGAAGUAUUUGAUACAACUUUACAGUUACUCAAGAAUGUGCGACGCAUACUUAAAAACAGUGUUAAUUUUAUAGAAAGGCAGGAUCAGAUUUGUGACAUACUAUUGAUUCUCAAAUCAGACGCUAGAUUUGGAACAGAAUCAAAUGAUGUGUACAUGUCAACAUUUGUACAUGGUGAGGUUGUCAUACAGAUGGCAAGGUCAGGUGGACAGAUUGUCCAGGAUCUAGCAGAUGCCGUGCAAAAUGUCUAUAAGACAUCUUUUUAUACUUACUUUCAGAACCGUUCCUUAAAGUUCAUGUUGAGUGCAAAGGACACUCGUCAAUACCCCCGUGAUAAAAUUAAUACAUUAAUCGGUACAAAUUUUGACAGCCUUUUAAACCCAAUUGAUGAACCAGAAUCUAUGUUCAGUCUGUUCUCGAUAUUUUUCUUUCCUGACAAAGACAAUUCAACAUUGAUACCAGUAUAUAAGAAACAUGUUGCCAGAUGUUAUUUUACUUUAGAACCGCGGAAAGUUAUCAAUGUACUUCGUUUUACAUCCUGUCCAAAAGUCAAUGUCUCCAGACCCGAAAGCCCAUGGCAACUCACUGACAGUGGUGUAAACAUAUCUGGACUUCUUAUUAACUCGAACCAAUAUUAUCAUGAUGGUACUGAAAGUGUCAUUGUUUGUUCUGAUAGUUUUAAGAAGUCUCACUUGGACCGCGUUAUCUCAGGUAGUUUGAAAACUGAGGUCAUAGUAUCAAUUGUAUGUACUGCUCUAUCUUUAGUUUCUUUAACGAUAGCUUUUUGCACGUUCUGCUAUUUCAGUGAACUACGGAAAACUCUUCCUGGGAAGAACAAUGUAGCACUGAUAACGACUUUGUUAAUUGCACAAGUUAUGUUUCUUAUUGGUAGCUUAAGUCCAUUCCCAAAGUAUUCAGUCCCUUGUACUCUUGCCGGCAUGUUUCUUCAUUUUAGUUGGUUAGCCGCUUUGUUCUGGAUGAAUGUAUGUACUUAUCAUAUGUUUAAAACUUUGUCAAAUAUGCGACUGAUCUCUGGCGAUUCCGGUUGGAAAAAAAUGUUGUUCUAUCUUUUGUACGUACUGUCUAUGUCCAUCCUCUUUGUUGCAAUUAAUGUUAUCAUAGCAACGUCCACUUCCGCUGGGAUCGGUUAUGGUGGAACAAAUUGCUACAUUACUUCCCAGGACAGAAUCAUGAUAACUCUUGGUGUUCCGGUAGCUUUCGUGAUUUUGUCAAAUGUGUGUAUGUUUCUGUCUGUCAUUUUCAAAAUAAAGCGUUCGCCUACAGUAAAUAGAAACAUUAAACAUGAAAGAAACGAUUUGCUGAUAUUUUCAAAACUGUCAACUAUUACUGGAGCAACUUGGGUAUUUGGAUUAUUGUAUGCUUGGACGGACAUGCUAGUAUUUUCGUAUUUGUUUAUUGUUCUUAAUGCUGGCCAAGGUGUCUUUAUAAUGUUUGCAUUUAUCAUAAACCGGCGUGUUUAUGCCAUGUGCAAACAAGCGUUCUGUAAGGACAGUGACACUAUUAUGUUCACCACAAAACGCAAAACAACUUCUUCUAAUGGGCAUCUUACCAAAACUACAGAACUUUAAGGUAAAAAUGUAUCUUUCUGACAGAGAUGUCGUCUCGUCAAACAAAAACUACUGAGACCUCAAUCACUUAGCCACGAAGGGUCAUAAGAUACUCUUUUUAACCUGGAAUUACAAGUAUAAGAUAUGGAAAAUCAGAUAGAGCAUUCAUUUCCAUCAACCAUUUUUAAAGUAUCAUUAAUGAAAUGUUGAUUGAAUGUUUUAUUAUACCUGAUCGUAUUAUGUACAUGUAUAUAUUUUCAAUAUCUGCCUGUGUUUCAGCCCGUUCUGGCUUUUUAUGAUGUGUCUAAUUUGGCGGCUUUACCCCAUCUUUUAUUUGGAUGUUUAUUAUGACCAAUUAUUUCUGUAAAAGUGUAUCACGCCGACAUCACUAUAAAGCCACACUACAGCACUCCGUCCGUUAUAUCUUUCAAUCACAACCAGUCUGCAUCGAUUUGGAAAUGUCUAAAAUUGAGGUUAGAUCUGGUGUGCUCCUUAAUUUGCAUCAACAUUUCUAAUCUUACUUUUCGUCAUAUUUAAGAAAAAACAACACUUAUUUGAAUCUCGUCUCUGAAAAAAAGUUUAAAACACAUCUUACUUUUAUGCAUGUAUGAAAUGUAAUAUGGUAUGCUGUAAAUAGAAAUACUUUUCAUUGAUAUUUUACAUGAUGAAAUUAUAUGAGCCGUGUCAUGAGAAAACCAACAUAGUGGGUGUGCGACCAGCAUGGACCCAGACCAGCCUGCGCAUCCGCGCAGUCUGGUCAGGAUCCAUGCUGUUCGCUUUUAAAGCCUACUGCAAUUAGAGAAACCAUUAGCGAACAGCAUGGAUCCUAACCAGACUGGCAGUGCGCGGAUGCGCAGGCUGGUCUAGAUCCAUGCUGGUCGCAAACACACUAUGUUGAUUUUCUCAUGGCACGGCUCAAUUAUAAUACUGAAGUUAGUCUCUAAAUAUUUAUCAAUGUUCAAUGUAUUUUAGAAGUAAAGGUUUUAUUGCACAUAUAAAAACACAUGUUUCGGAGUUUAGCUGGUAUUUACUUUUUGACAAUGAAUCAAUGAUGUUACCCUGAUGUUAAUUUAUUAUCUCCGAAGGCGGUGAGAAAAGUGGAUUAAAUUGUACGAAUUGCAUGUGAAAUAUAACCCACUGCAAGUCAAUCAUUAGUAUGCCAAGAAAUCUUAUUGGCGUUGGACUUAGUUAAAAUUGAAUAUACAUGACGCUUUUGUAUUAGUAUGAAUGUUUAUUUCCCUUAUUUUCAGAUUCUUAUCAAAUGUGUUGAAACACUCAAAACACCUCUUGAAAUAGCAUUUAUUUUUCCUGUCACAAUUGUUUCCUGACAUAUGAACAUAAAAUUCUUAGUAACUUAUAUGUAAGUUAGUAUUUUUAGACAUAAUCAGCUAUGUAACUUAUAUGUUAGUGUUUUUAAAUAUAAUCAGCUAUGUUACUUAUAUUAUAUUAGCUAGUAUUAUAGAUAUGAACAGCAAUGUAUCACUUGCUCAUAACAGUUACGGUGAUAUCUUGUGGUUAUUUUUUUAAAGAUAAAACUUCCAAUUAUAAAUUCUAUACUUGUGUAUGUUACUGACCACCUAUUAAUUCAGCAAGGCAAGAUGUUUAUGAUAAUCUUUUAACUUAUAUAGAUUCUAUAUAUAUUUCAAGUUGAUGGUUUACUUUUUAUAUGUGGAAAUUUGUGAUAAAUUUGAUUACACUGUUGGUGUUGAUUCACUAUCCGACCAGAAUAUUGUUGCUUUACGUAUGGCGACACAUUGAUAGAAUUUUAUAUUGAUUGUAACAUGUGUGUCCUG
This is a messenger RNA of Mercenaria mercenaria, 4394 nucleotides long. RefSeq lists its product as uncharacterized. Bases 1 to 2622 code for a protein of 873 amino acids. The record is from RefSeq and is a predicted model, not a curated record. Gene Ontology annotation, molecular function: G protein-coupled receptor activity. The transcript is spliced from 2 exons. Gene Ontology annotation, cellular component: membrane. Gene Ontology annotation, biological process: cell surface receptor signaling pathway; G protein-coupled receptor signaling pathway. Lineage: Eukaryota; Metazoa; Mollusca; Bivalvia; Venerida; Veneridae.